AUGAGGAACCACAAGCUAGCUCCUACCCCUUCCUCCUCCUCAAAGAACAACAAGGUCCAGGAGCAGCCACACCUCUCAGGAGCUUACAUUAGGAGCCUUGUGAAACAGCUGAGCUCCUCAUCUGCAGCAAGAUCCAAAGACCACGGCACCAUGGGCGCCAAACCGCAUGCCCAACCACAACAAGAAGAUCAGCAACAAGCCCAAACAGCACCACCACCGCAGCAGCAGCCACACAAGAAGCAGGUGAGGAGGAGGCUGCACACCAGCAGGCCGUACCAGGAGAGGCUGCUCAACAUGGCAGAGGCCAGGAGAGAGAUUGUCACAGCUCUCAAGAUCCAUAGGGCCUCCAUGAGACAAGCCAAAGAGCAGCAGCAGCAGCAGCAGCAACAACAACAAUUGAUGCAACUGCAGCUGCAGCAACAACAAGAGGUUCAUCUAUUGCAAGAGCAAAGCCAAGCAGCGACUAGAGCUUCUGCGCCUACGAGCUACGGUUCCUACUCGGAUUACUUGUACAAUUCUCCAUUUUCACAUUUCACUAGUCCUAGCAGCUAUUCAUCCCCACUCACUUACCAAACACCAGUCGCGCCCUUGGUUAAUUCUGAGCAUAACUUAGAUCAUCUGGUCCCUCUUCCUGCACAGCCACUAGGCCUAAACCUUAGCUUUCAGGGAUUCAAUAGUUUCGUCGGUGAUGAUACCAAGAACAGUGCUUGUUCUUUCGAUCCUCCGUUGCUCCAACCAUCGCCUACUUCCUCCUACUCAGUCUACUCCUCUCCGUCGGUGACGAUGGCGAGCCAUGACCUGUCGGCUGUCACCAUGGAGAACACUUCACUGGCAGCAGAUGCGUCACUGCACCGAGUGCUCGACGACGAGGAGAUGGCGGCCAUCUACUCCAUCGGGGAGCAGCACGACAUCGAGUGGAGCGACACCAUGAACCUGGUCACCUCAGCAUGGUGGAGCAAGCUCCUUGAGAGCAUCGAAGACAAAGGCAACGCCAGCGCACACGCCGGAGGUGCUGCGAACACGGCGGAGGAUCCGUUGGUGGACAUGCCCGGUUGGUUUGGCGAUAACUUUGGCCAUGAGGCUAACGAAGAAAGCAGCUCUGACGCCCCUGGGAUGCAUUUGAACGACUACUACCAUCACAACGUGGAUGUCUCCUUGCCCGGUAUGGACAUCGGAGAAAUCGAGGGAUGGGAUGCAGAAUGGUUCUCUUGA
Molecule: messenger RNA, 1212 nt
Organism: Setaria italica (foxtail millet)
Lineage: Eukaryota; Viridiplantae; Streptophyta; Magnoliopsida; Poales; Poaceae
Product: probable serine/threonine-protein kinase yakA
Exons: 2
Coding region: 1-1212 (403 amino acids)
Source: RefSeq, a predicted model, not a curated record